AUAUUCUCUCUCAAGCAUCGCUUUGAUUCUAUUUUUGAAAUGCAAGAAUCUCUUUGAAGUGAUUUGGAAUCUUCCUCCCAAAAAAAUUAUUCUAGGAGUUUCAUAUUUCAGGCUGAUUCAUCUUAUUUAUAUAUAAACAAAUUAUAUAUAGCUAAGAUGGAUCAAAUGUCACCUGAUAACAUAAAUGGAGUCAUUUUAGCAGUGUCUUCAAGUAUUUUUAUUGGUUCUAGCUUCAUCAUCAAGAAAAAAGGUCUCAAGAAAGCCGGUGCUAGCGGUGUCCGAGCAGGUGAAGGAGGGUAUGGAUAUUUAAAGGAACCAUGGUGGUGGGCUGGAAUGAUAACAAUGAUUGUUGGGGAAGUAGCUAAUUUUGCGGCCUAUGCAUUUGCACCGGCUAUUCUUGUUACACCUUUGGGAGCUUUAAGUAUCAUAUUCAGCGCAGUGCUCGCGCAUUUUAUUUUGCAAGAGAAACUGCAUAUGUUUGGGAUACUCGGUUGCAUUCUUUGUGUUGUUGGGUCUACAACUAUAGUCUUACACGCCCCGCAUGAACAGAAAAUAGAAUCAGUCAAGCAAAUAUGGCAGCUUGCUAUUGAACCAGGUUUCCUUGUGUAUUCUGCUGUGAUUGUGGUUGUGGUGGCUAUACUGAUCUUUUACUAUGAACCGCGCUACGGGAAGACUCAUAUGAUAGUAUAUGUCGGAAUCUGUUCCUUAAUGGGUUCUCUUACUGUUAUGAGUGUCAAAGCUGUGGCGAUUGCGAUUAAACUGACAUUUUCGGGGACGAAUCAGUUCAAAUACUUCAACACUUGGAUUUUCAUUUUAGUAGUUGCAACUUGUUGCCUUUUGCAAAUCAACUACUUGAACAAGGCAUUGGAUACAUUCAACACAGCGGUUAUAUCUCCGGUUUACUACGUUAUGUUCACAACUUUCACAAUCAUAGCUAGUAUGAUCAUGUUCAAGGAUUGGGCUUCUCAGAGUGGAUUGAAGAUUGCAACACAGUUGUGUGGGUUUGUGACGAUUUUGUCAGGAACAUUUCUGCUUCACAAGACCAAAGAUAUGGGAAACAGUGUAGGUGGAAGUGGUCGUGGUUCUGUCUCAAUGCCUACUAGAGACACUCCUGUCUUCACUAAUUCAGGAUCUGGUCGGAGCUCCAGCUCUGAUAAAGUAGCUUCCUGAUCUAACGGCCCAAAUUACUUCCUCUUAGGAACCUUUUUUUGGUUUGUUUCCCACAUGAGAAUGUAAUUUUACGAUUAAAGAGAAUUAAGAAAACAAGAUUUUUUUC
Messenger RNA from Arabidopsis arenosa, 1276 nucleotides. The record is from the annotation of a GenBank genome assembly. Lineage: Eukaryota; Viridiplantae; Streptophyta; Magnoliopsida; Brassicales; Brassicaceae.